AUGAAAGACUUCACGGUUCGGUUGACAGAAGAUCUGGCUGUGCCCACAGUCUGUCUGUCUCAAGUGCAGCAGCUAGAAGCUUUUGCUCACCAACAAAAAGCUGUAGAACUGCAGACCAAACUCAGUUCAGUGCUACAGGACAAUGAAAACCACUGCCAGCACAUCACUGUCCUGGAAAAAGAGCUGGAAGGUUACAGCAUCCACAUGUACAGAGGCUCCGCAGGUCCGUGGCCUGGUGGGCAGUUUCCAUCCCCGAGUUGGUCUUACACCGGAGCUCCCUCCCCGUCAGGCAGACCCACCUACGGAAGCUUCGGGCCUCGCGGGGCUUCUCCCCGCGGCGGUCCCAGAUAUUCUCCGCAUUCUCCCGGGUACUUCCCGGGCUCGCACAGAGGAUUCAGCGAGGCCCCUCCAGCUAGACCUCGGUGGUUUGGAAACUCUCCGGCGGGUUUCGGCUUCAGAGGGAAGCAGCGACGCGGCAGCAACGGUUUCUGGGGUCCUCGUUCCUACAGCCCGGCCUCAGCACACGGCUUCCAGGGCCGAGCAUCCGAUCACUCAGACUCAAUAGAAAAGUAUUUCAGCCCGGCGAUGCUGCAGGAUCCAUGGGCAGGUAUGAAACCUGUCCCCGUCCCUGCGAACGCCUGUAACCGGACCGAGGACUGACUGGACGACUGCU
Messenger RNA from Thalassophryne amazonica, 673 nucleotides. RefSeq names its product M-phase-specific PLK1-interacting protein-like. The record is from RefSeq and is a predicted model, not a curated record. NCBI's taxonomy places the organism in Eukaryota, Metazoa, Chordata, Actinopteri, Batrachoidiformes, Batrachoididae. The transcript has 4 exons. The coding region runs from base 1 to 660 and encodes 219 amino acids.